Messenger RNA from Carassius auratus (goldfish), 1591 nucleotides. RefSeq names its product ephrin type-A receptor 7-like. Gene Ontology annotation, molecular function: ATP binding; transmembrane-ephrin receptor activity; protein binding. Gene Ontology annotation, cellular component: dendrite; plasma membrane. NCBI's taxonomy places the organism in Eukaryota, Metazoa, Chordata, Actinopteri, Cypriniformes, Cyprinidae. Bases 96 to 1460 code for a protein of 454 amino acids. Gene Ontology annotation, biological process: ephrin receptor signaling pathway; protein phosphorylation; axon guidance. The record is from RefSeq and is a predicted model, not a curated record. The transcript has 5 exons.
UAUUCACCCAGAGCUGGUUGCCGGAGCGUCGUCAAUGGGAAGGAAACGCCGCGUUGGAAAAAACGCACACUGUUUAGCCAAAUUUCAACUGCACCAUGGUUUGCGGCUCAGUUCCGUGUUUGUGGACUAUAUUUUGCCUUCAUUUAUGUUUUUAUGUGAACACUGGAAUAGCACAGAACACAAGAGAGGUGAUCCUGCUGGAUUCAAAGGCGCAGCAGACAGAGCUGGAAUGGAUAUCGUCUCCUCCAAGCGGGUGGGAAGAGAUCAGCGGCUUAGAUGAAAACUACACACCCAUUCGCACAUACCAGGUCUGCCAGGUCAUGGAGCCAAAUCAGAACAACUGGCUACGGACUAACUGGGUUGAGAAGGGCGAUGCCCAGAGGAUUUUUGUGGAGCUGAAGUUUACCUUGAGGGAUUGUAACAGCCUUCCAGGGGUGGUAGGCUCUUGCAAGGAGACGUUCAACUUGUACUACCAGGAAACCGACGUGGAGGUGGGCAGGAAUAUAAGGGAGAGUCAGUAUGUGAAAAUUGACACUAUAGCGGCGGACGAGAGCUUCACUCAGGGUGACCUGGGGGAAAGAAAGAUGAAGCUCAACACGGAGCUGCGUAUAAUCGGGCCCCUAUCCCGCCGAGGCUUCUACCUGGCCUUUCAGGAUUUAGGUGCCUGCAUCGCUUUGGUCUCUGUCAAAGUGUAUUACAAGAAGUGUUGGUCGAUUAUUGAGAACCUGGCCACGUUCCCAGAUACAGUGACGGGAUCUGAGUUUUCAUCGCUGGUGGAAGUGGAGGGCACAUGUGUCAAUGAUGCAGAAGAGGAGGCCGACAACUCUCCCAAAAUGCACUGCAGCGCAGAAGGAGAGUGGCUUGUACCCAUUGGGAAAUGUAUAUGCAAAGCUGGAUUUCACCAGAAGGGAGAUGCAUGUGAACCCUGUGGUCGUGGAUUCUACAAGUCUUCAUCCCAGGAUCUUCAGUGUUCCCGUUGUCCCGCGCACAGUUAUAACGACAGAGAGGGCUCAUGGAGAUGUGACUGUGAAGACGGCUAUUACAGAGCCCUCUCCGACCCCCCUUCAGUCGCCUGCACUAGGCCACCAUCAGCUCCUCAGAACAUGCUUUACAACAUCAACCACACCACUGUCAGCCUAGAGUGGACCCCGCCAGCCGACACGGGCGGCCGUAAUGACGUGACGUACCGGAUUAUUUGCCGCCGAUGUACCUGGGAGCCAGAAGAGUGCUUUCCUUGUGGGAGCAACGUUGGCUACUUGCCACAGCAGAGUGGAUUAAUGGACACCUACGUCACCAUCACCGAUCUGUUAGCUCAUGCAAACUACACCUUUGAGGUUGAGGCCGUGAACGGCGUGUCCGACCUUAGCCGUACCCAGCGACUGUUUGCAGCCGUCAGCAUCGCGACCAGCCAAGCAGGUAAGAGGGUUUGCACUUCUGUGGCAAUUCGACUGCAGAUCUGAAAGGUUUUUAGAUGCAAAUCCGCAUUUUACAUAUGUAUAUUUGCAUCAUUUUGCUUUUUGACUCCAUUGUGUUAUGCUUUGGAUGCAUGUUUAACGCUAGAAGGAAGUUCUGGUGUUUUCAUGUUGGAAGC